UGAACCUUGCCUGCCGAGGAAAGGGACCAUUUCGUGUAUCUGCCUGGAAGCCAAUCAGCGGCGGAACCUGACCUGCGUAGCUAGGGCAGCUACAGCAGCUGUCACGCCACUGUCUCUUCCACGCUUCUGUCUCUGCCCAGCUGAGGAGAUGACCGUGGGGAGCUCCUCGGGAAGCUCCUGCGGCGCUCAGUGGAGUCCUCAGAUGUUUCCCCCCAAAUCCUCCUCAGACACAGAGACAGAAGAGCAGCCGCCUGGGGAUGGGCUGGUUUUGCCCAGAGCUGGCAGGCUCAGUGAGUUCCUCAGCCCGGAGGAGGAGACAGAUUCUACUUCUGAUUCAACUGGGAGCUUUUAUGAGACCCUGCAAGCGCUGAGGCAGAAAGGCAGGUGGUGCCUGUUGGAAUCCCUUUAUCCCUCUGACCUAGACAGUGAUGGGAGCCUCUCUGAAGAUGACGAAGACCUGGACAGUUUCUUCCAAGACAAAGGCAGGGGGAAGCCGCAGGUGCACCACCCCUCAUCUCCAAGGUGCGGCUCCAGAAGACGCUGCCACUCCCUGAGCCACCUGCCCAGUGACACCCCCACGGCUCAGCCACCCUCUGGCUCCAGGCCUCCCUCCCAGCACAGAAGCAUCAGCUCCUGGGCAUCAUCCAUCACCGUCCCUCAGCCAUUCCGCAUGACGCUGCGAGAGGCCAGGAAGAAGGCCCAGUGGCUGGCCUCCCCUGCCUCUUUUGAGCACGAGAGGCAGCAGGCCCAGAAGCAGGGCCAGGAGGAGGCCGAGUGCCACCGGCAGUUCCGGGCACAGCCUGUGCCUGCGCAUGUCUACCUGCCCCUCUACCAGGAGAUCAUGGAGCGCAGCGAGGCGCGCAGGCGGGCAGGGAUCCAGAAGAGGAAGGAACUGCUCCUCUCUUCCUUGAAGCCCUUCAGCUUCCUGGAGAAGGAGGAGCAGCGAAAGAAAGCUGCUCAACAGAGGGACUUGGCCGCCGCAGCUAAGGUCAAAGUCCCCAAGCAGAAGGCCACCAAGAGGAUCCCCAAGUCCAUUCUGGAGCCCACCCUCGGGGACAAACUCCAAGAAGCUGAGCUCUUGAGGAAAAUUCGCAUCCAGAUGAGAGCCCUGGACAUGCUGCAGAUGGCCUCCUCCCCCAUCCCGUCCUCCAGUAGCCGCCGGGCUGACCCACAGCUUCGCACAGCCACCCGGACCCGGAAGGAAAAGCUUGGGUUUCUGCAAACUGACUUUGGAUUCCAGCCUCGGGUGAAUCCUGUCGUCCCUGACUAUGAGGGCCUUUACAAGGCCUUCCAGAAAAGAGCCGCCAAGAGAAGGGACACCAGGGAGGUGACCCGCAACAAGCCCUUCUUGCUGAGAACCGCCAGCCUGUGUCACACUUCACGGCCCUGUGAUGUCGCUGCCUCUGAAGGGAGGAGGGAAUCUCCACAGCCCCCCGCCACACCCCUGCCAAGGAGUCGUUCCCUGAGUGGCCUUGCUUCCCUCUCUGCCAACACCCUCCCUGUGCACAUCACAGACGCCACCAGGAAGAGGGAGUCUGCAGUCAGAAGUUCACUUGAGAAAAAGGACAAAGCAGAUGAAAGUACUCAGUGGUUGGAGAUGCACAAAAGGAAGUGUCAAGAGAUAUCAAAAUCUGUGACUUUGCGUGCAAAAGCCAUGGAUCCCCAUAAAAGCCUGGAGGAAGUAUUCAAAGCAAAGCUGAAAGAGAAUAGGAACAAUGACCGUAAAAGAGCAAAAGAGUAUAAGAAAGAACUGGAGGAAAUGAAGAAGAGAAUACAAAUAAGGCCCUAUCUCUUUGAACAAGUUACCAAGGACCUUGCCAGGAAGGAAGCAGAACAACGGUAUCGAAACACCCUGAAGCAGGCUGGGCUGGAUGAAGACUUUGUGAAGAACAAGGGUCAGGGCAACCAGGCUUCACAGUGGAAGGAGCAGUCAGAAGUCCAUGAUUGUCCCAGCACUCAUGAAACUACAAAACUCCAGCAUCAGGAAUCCACACAGGAUCUAGAAGAAUCUCUACAACAGCCUACGAGUCCCAAGAUAGAACUGGAGAAGCUCUCUUAUGAAUUACAAAAUAAUCUCAGAUCACUUGUUUAAUCAAUCAGCAUACUUAAAAUUACUGCUCUGGAAUAAUAUCAAGCUGCUAACUUGGAGUUGAGUCAAGGCAGGCAAAACUUGGGUUUUGAGUCACAUGGAGAAUGGGGUAAAGAAAAGGAGAUAAUACAAAACGGCUCAUGUAAAUCAAAUUGGAACAGCUCUGGGUGGAGGGAUCAGAGAUGAUUAAGGGUCCUUAGUUUGUGCCUCAGGCUUAAGCAUACAGGUAUA
Messenger RNA from Phacochoerus africanus (Common warthog), 2320 nucleotides. RefSeq names its product FAM161 centrosomal protein B (gene FAM161B). Bases 149 to 2092 code for a protein of 647 amino acids. The record is from RefSeq and is a predicted model, not a curated record. Gene Ontology annotation, cellular component: cilium. Lineage: Eukaryota; Metazoa; Chordata; Mammalia; Artiodactyla; Suidae. Gene Ontology annotation, biological process: cilium organization. The transcript is spliced from 9 exons.